AUGUCAAACACAUGUCACUUGAAUCUAUUCGAGUCGUUGUCUACCCAACAAUACAUCACUUUCUUCGUGGGCGGCCCCGUGUGGGCGACCGCCUGGUGUCCCCUCCCGCACAGCGCCACCACUUGUGAUCAGUUCUUAGCCGUGGCGUCGAACAUGAAUUGGGACACAACUCACACACUGAACGACACGGACAUCGAGAGCGGACUCAUUCAGCUCUGGAGCGUCGGACAACUCGGCACUGCAUUCGACGCCACAGUUAAGCCCCGACUGGCCUUCAGUAUUGCCCACUGCUGUGGAAUGGUAUGGGAUAUGGAGUGGUGUCCGGGCGGCACCACAUGGGACGACAUCAGCGGUCAUAAGCCAAAUGAUACUCAAGCCUUGCCUCGUAUGGGACUGUUAGCCCUGGCGUGCGGCGACGGUUUCGUACGCAUUCAUAGUAUACCUCAUCCCCAGACACUCAACAAUUCAUACGACAAUACUCUCUAUUAUAACGAACCGGUCGUUAUACUAAACCCUCCCGGAGUGGGAAACUCAGUCAACUGCGAGAACACAAUCUGUAAAUGCAUUUCUUGGAUCAAAUCCAACGAACAGCACCUAAUCGUCGCCGGAUAUGGCAGUGGAGUGAUCGCCGUCUGGGAUCUGACCACCAAAUCGUCGCUUCUGAUUGUGGAGCAGAGCGUCAGUCAAACCAUAUUAAGACCGCUCAACAGUUGGAUGGCUCACAGCGCGUCCGUCAAUGGCAUCAAAUGGUUUGACUCAUCCAGCGAUCAGUUCGUCGUUUCGUGUGGUUUCGAUCGGUCGGCAAAACUCUGGAAUCUAAAGGAUCUGACCGUUCCCAUCACUACCGUCAAGAGGGGGUUAUUUACCGCAAUCGACACUCAUAUGCAAUGGAACGGAAUGUUUUUGGGCAACGAUGACUGCUAUCUUGCAAACAGUCUGACCACUCAUAAGAGCUGUGUUUGGGAUAUGUCAUUAUCUGAGUGGACGGCAGCAGUGGUCAGUGUAGACGCGGCCGGAGAAGCAGUCAUUUUCCCGAACUUUCAAUUCAAAGCCGACCCAAAGAGGAAACCCUACGAUAGACUUCCUCUGUUCCAUAUCUCAGUCCAGCCCUUGGAUGAGAUAACACCCAAACCAUCGAAGAAUACGAAAACUAAGAAAUCGAAGCAAAAGGACGACAAAAAUGAUUUAAUAAUC
This is a messenger RNA of Oppiella nova, 1194 nucleotides long. The record is from the annotation of a GenBank genome assembly. Lineage: Eukaryota; Metazoa; Arthropoda; Arachnida; Sarcoptiformes; Oppiidae.